Messenger RNA from Coniophora puteana RWD-64-598 SS2, 705 nucleotides. RefSeq lists its product as uncharacterized. The record is from RefSeq and is a predicted model, not a curated record. The transcript is spliced from 6 exons. Lineage: Eukaryota; Fungi; Basidiomycota; Agaricomycetes; Boletales; Coniophoraceae. The coding region runs from base 1 to 705 and encodes 234 amino acids.
AUGGUCAAGACCACAUUCUCCCACAAAAUUGAUCCCUGUGUUGCCAAGAUUACUCAAAGAACUGGCUGCAGUGCCCUUUACCUUGUGACUUGUGACAAGGUUACCGACCAGUACUGGCCCUGCAGUUUUGCCUCCCCGCGCCUUGAGGCAGCCAUUGCUGUACCUGUUCAAGCUCAAUCCACAGGAACUGGCAAUGCACUUCAACUUGCUGGCUUGCUAUACCAGAGAGAGCAGUGCCAACAUCAUGAGAAAGUCAAUCCGGGAUAUGGUAUUGCAAAAACUUUGAGGUCGUCAUGCGGUGUCCCAUACAACCAGCUCCCAUCCAUGAUGGAGUGGGUGAAUUACAACAAGUGGGCCAUCCAUUAUGGAGUCAAGCUCCAUGGCUUUCCAGGAGGUGUCAUCAAAAGCCCAACCACCAUCUCCACUGUCCCCUUGUUGGCCGAGGUCAAAGCUGCUUUGAGGGAGGGUCAAUGCUUCUGGUGCAAGCUAGAGCCAGACAAAUGGGAGGCCCAGAAGGCUGCAGGGGACAGUGUUGGCCUUGAUGCCACUGGCAUUGACUCCACAGCCCCUACUGGCCCCCCAAUUGAUGGCCAUGCAUUGGACUACCAACCAUCUGGACAGCUGGAGCUGGGCUUUGUCACCAGCGAGGCAUUCAGUGCCAAGGCCCCCCCUGCUAAGUCUGGAUCCUGGCUUCACAUUGUAUGA